ACAAAUUUAAAAAUGUUAAAUUUUAUUUUGUGCAGUACUUGUUUUUUUUUUAAAUUCAAAUAGCAACAAUUCCUAAAUAUUUGUCCGUUAAAAUUUCAUAAAACAAAGAUUAUUUAAUCGGGUAUUUCUUUUACUGUUUAACAAUUGGUCAUUGGUCAAAAGUUGGUCUUUUGCAUUCAACUCUCUGCUUUUGUUUCUUUAUGAUUUAAGUAUUUCAUCUUGUGAACUAUGUGGAAAUUGAAAAGCACCAAAAAAGAGCAUAUAGAGCAUUUCAUUUUUGUUGGAGAAGAUUGUAUUGUUGGUCGCAAAGAUUCAUCGUUAUUAAUAUCAAAUGAUCCAUCCGUUAGUCGCAAGCAUGCUGUCCUGUAUGUCAAUCAUUCUGUUGAAAAUUUGGUUGACCCAUCUAGGAAAUCUUCCUUAUUUUUGAGGGAUGAAGGCUCCAAAUAUGGAACAUUUAAAAAUGGUGUUAGAGUAACUACUGAAGAAGAACUGGUAGAUAGUGAUGUCAUAAAAUUUGGACAGUUUGAAAGUGAAUUCAGGGUUCAUUGUGUUCCGUUAGUUGUUACAACUUCAUGUCUUGAUGUCUCAGCAAAGAAUAAAAUUCGUAAAAUCAUUUUCAAACUUGGAGGCCAUAUCGUCUCUGAGUGGCAGCCUUGUUGUACUCAUGUUGUGAUGUCACAAGUAAAAGUUACUAUCAAGGCUUUAUGCUGCUUAUUAUCUUGCAAAUCAAUUGUUUUGCCACAAUACUUUGAAGAGUUAGAAGAAAGCUUAAGCUCUUCAGCUACAGUUUUGUCUACCAGUAGGUUCAUUCCUCCCCUUGGAGAAGCCCUCAUAGAUAAGGAUCAAGUUUCUUUUGAUGUAAAUCCUCUCAGAAAAAAUAUUUUUAAUGGAAAGACAUUUUAUUUCAUGGAUGAAAAACAGUUUAAGAAAUUACAUUUGGGAAUUGUGCUUGGGGGUGGCAAAGCUACAAUACUAAUGGAUGACAAAGCAGAUCCCACUGUUCUUUUAAGGGAAGGGUCUUGCUUUAUAGAGCCGGUGAAAGAUCAAGUUGUUACAGAGAAAGCUAAAAUUUUGCUGAGAGAUAUUAUAUGUGCCUUGCAAAAAAAAAGUCUGAGAAUGAUACCUGAAUCAGACAUUGGUUUAGCUGUUGCAUACUGUUCUACGGAAAAAUUUUGUAAUCCAGAAUUCAGUCUUGGAGCAGCGAUGUUGGGUAGUCAGAGAAUUUAUUCACAGACUCUUUCAGAAAGAGAAGUAUACGUUCCAGACACAGAAGAAAAAACUUCGAGAAUGGCUGAUUCUGAAGUAGAAAAGCCACCAAAGAGAAGAAAAGUGGAGCAGGAAAGCAGUCUAAAUUUAACAUCAUUUAGAGAUGAAGAUGAUGUUGUAGAAAUACCUUUAUCUGUUCAAGUAAAACAGGAAUUGGAUGAUAUAUUUGAAAUAACAUCCGAUAAUGAAGAUAAAAAUAUUACAAAACCAACAGACUUAACAACACCAUUGCCUUCAACAUUGCAACUUGAUUCUGAGAUCCAAAUGAAUAAAACAUCAAGAACUGUUCGAGAACAGUUAACAUCGAGAAGCUCUGACAAAUCUAACUUAAAAAAUCUAAAUGAGUUGACUGUGCAAACUAAGAAAAUAAUUCCAAAAGUGGAGCCAGUUUUGAACGCAAACAAUGAAAAUCCUUCACACAACCAAGAUUAUGAUAAUUUUGAUUUCCCUGUGAGUUCUGCCAAGAAAGAUUUACCUACAGUUGUUAAAAAGUCUUCUAAAAAAAAUUCUUCUGAAAAUGGGUUUCAUUCUGUACAAAAAACUUCUGUUAUGGAAGAAGAUUCAGACCUGCCUUGCAAUCUUGCACAAGUCAAGUUUGUGGACUUGAUUUGUAAAAAGUUAUCUGCAUCACCAAAUAUUAGAAUCAGGGAUUCUUCAGUGAAGAACUUCAAAAAAUUUAAAAAGGUCUAUCCUCUGAAAGCACAAGCAUUACCAAGAAUAAUUGGUAUUCAUGAACUGAUACCAUAUGAUCGAGAUACUGUGAAAAUCUGCAAUGAGGAGUGGGAUAAUCCUGUGGAGGAGACUGUACAUCAGCCAGUGAAAGGAGAAUUUGAUUGGUGAAUACAUACAGGAUGAUUCUAAUGCUUAUCUACCUUGUAUCAUUGAACAUUUGGAAUGUAUAUUUGUAAAUUUUACAACUUGUACAUAAUUUUAAAGGCAUCUGGUGUACUGUAUUUUAUUCCAUUCU
Messenger RNA from Uloborus diversus, 2233 nucleotides. RefSeq names its product nibrin-like. The transcript is spliced from 16 exons. Gene Ontology annotation, cellular component: Mre11 complex. Gene Ontology annotation, biological process: mitotic G2 DNA damage checkpoint signaling; double-strand break repair via homologous recombination. The coding region runs from base 229 to 2106 and encodes 625 amino acids. NCBI's taxonomy places the organism in Eukaryota, Metazoa, Arthropoda, Arachnida, Araneae, Uloboridae. The record is from RefSeq and is a predicted model, not a curated record. Gene Ontology annotation, molecular function: damaged DNA binding; protein binding.